Sinocyclocheilus grahami is the source of this 8144-nucleotide messenger RNA. It is a transcript of the gene unc13c, whose product is annotated as protein unc-13 homolog C. Gene Ontology annotation, cellular component: synaptic vesicle membrane; presynaptic membrane; plasma membrane. Gene Ontology annotation, molecular function: syntaxin-1 binding; phospholipid binding; calmodulin binding. The transcript is spliced from 33 exons. The coding region runs from base 775 to 7368 and encodes 2197 amino acids. Lineage: Eukaryota; Metazoa; Chordata; Actinopteri; Cypriniformes; Cyprinidae. The record is from RefSeq and is a predicted model, not a curated record. Gene Ontology annotation, biological process: synaptic transmission, glutamatergic; synaptic vesicle priming; presynaptic dense core vesicle exocytosis.
GCACAGGAUGAUUGAUGGCUUAUAUCCCAGCAGAGAGAAAGAGAGACUGUAUAGGUCUGUGAAUCGCAGCAGCGGCUUUGUGCGUCUCUUUCUGUGUGAGGUGAGCGAGAGAGAGGCUCAGGGCUGCACUCCUCCAAGGGCUUCUCGUACUCUCUCUCAGCACACGUUCACACACGCGCAUACCGUGCAUCCAGACAGGGAGCUUUAACCAUCCCAGACACACAGUCUGCUGCCCGGUGGAGUGCUGCGAAUCAGUCUGGGAGAGCCGGACGGAGAGGAGGGAUUUCACACAGGAUCCGUCUGCGAUUUGCAACAGCAUGCGCCCGCUGAGCCAGACUUCAUCCCAAGGUUGAGCUGAGCGCUGCAGCACGCGACGAGGGAGGAAUGGAUCGCAGAGAGAGCAGGACGUGGAACUGAGGGCUCGCUGUGUGCGUUUGCAUCGUCGGAGGAUGCUGGCAUCGCGGCAGGGCAUUUAAGAGUUCGGCGGAUGCUAGUGGAUGGAUUUUGCAUGCUGUCGGAGAGGGUUGUGAUUCAGAGACAUGAGGCCUCUUCUGAAGAACACCCUUGAAUAUUUCCCUCACUGUGGAUGUGCAAUGAUUUCUGCUCGGCAUAACCGCAUCUGAGGUCACUUCUUCUCUAGACCCUCUUUUAUACCUCAGGGUUGACUUUCAAAACUCAUAAGUGUCUGUGUGCUUCCUGUUGAGCACCGCUGGAUUUGAGACCAGUUUUGCUUCAUUGCAUCCGGAGUGCAAAACUGCUGAAACAUUGCCCUCCAUGGUUUCUGCCCAUUUCAAGAAGCUAUCGUCUUACAUCGUAAAGAUUUGCAAAGGAAUGUUUACAAAGAAACUGGCAAAUACCACAAAGAAGAAAGAGAGUAGUGAAAACAAAAAAGAACCCAAAACGUCCCCCGAACUGCAAUCACGGAACCCGACGUUCUCAACCACACUGAGAAGCACAGUAAAAAAAAUCUCCAAAUGCUCGUCGGCACGCAAUAUAUCUCUUGAGGAGGAUGACGGAAAAACCGACUGUUCUUCUCUUUCGCCAACAUUCAGUUACCGUGUAGCAAUUGCCAAUGGACUUCCAAAAAAUGCCCUCUUUCUGAACAAUAAUGAGUUUCAUGAGGUCUUGUCAAUUGGUAGCGAUUACUCUGACUCUCUAAACGAGGCAAAACUUGUCCAUAGAUUCGAUGAACAAAAAGCUUAUACAAUGCCAGGAAGAAGGAACAGGAAGAGCUUGAUUAGUUUAGCGCCCUCUGAUGGUAGCUCGGAGGGGGAGCGGGGAGAGCGCAGCAGUCUCCACACCCUUCGAUUGGGUGCUCUGAAAAAACUGAGGAAGUGGAAGAAGAGCCAAGAAUGUGUGUCCUCGGACUCAGAGGCCAGCAACUGGAGAAAGACUCUUGGCAUCAGAAGCAAAUCUCUGGACCGGGCUGGCCGACACCAGAAAACCACUACCCUGGAGCCGGGGUCCAGCUCGACGGGAUGUAUCAGUCAGACUCAGGAUGUGAUGGAGAUGAUUUUCAAAGAACUUCAGGGAAUCAGUCAGAUCGAGUCUGAGCUCUCAGAACUUCGAGGGCACGUUAACGCCCUCAAAAGCUCCAUCGACGAGAUCUCCAGCAGCGUGGAGGUGGUGCAGAGCGAAAUCGAGCAGCUACGUUCAGGGUUCGUGCAGUCCAGACGCGAGACUCGAGACAUCCAUGAUUACAUCAGACAGAUUAGCCAACAGACCAACAAAGCUACUCUGAGAUUUCUAAAUGUGCCUGAGGAGAAGUACGAAAAAACUGAAGACCUUAUUUAUCAGAUCCUAAAAGAGAAAAUGGGUUUUUCUGAAGCACGCAAGACAUUUAAAAUUGAAUUGGCCCAUCGACUAGGGCAACAAAGAGAAUGUUACAAUGCUAAACCUCGACCAAUUGUAGUUAUAUUUUCAAGCCCACAAGACAGGGAUUUAGUUUUGAAAAAGUGUUAUAAGCUAAAAGGGACUGGAAUAUCAAUUUCGACAGAUAGUCUAGCACACGAUUCAAAAGAAAAGAGAGACAAGCUGAUGGCUUCCUCUCAGACAUAUGAAAGCAUGGACAUCAAGGUCUCAGCCAAAGACAAGGCUGAAAGUGAUGACUGGGACUCAAUGGAGAGCGACAAAGAGCUUGAUGAAUUAAACAAGAACAAAUUUGCAAUUGUGUCCAAACCACCUCCAAAAAGUAAAUCGGACAAGAAAAAGUCUCACGAUCAGCGAAGGAUGGCAGAUGACUCUGCAUACUCUGUGCACUAUGCGGAUAAUACAGCCUACGAUGAUCACGACAAGCAAAGCAAGUCCUACUAUUCUGACAUAACACCUGGAUGGCUGUCUCAGAGCGACUACUCCACUCCCAAACUCAGUCGGUCUGAAUCGGACUGCUCCAAACUUUGCCAGUCUUACUCCGAGGACUUCUCAGAGAGUCAGUAUUUCAGCAGAGUCAACGGCUGUUCCUUGCUUUCCUCCUCAGAUCAGGAACUUUGGCAACGGAAGCAAGAAGACAUGGCGUCCUCCUGGUAUGCUAGUCCCCCCAGUCAAACUCUGAGCCAAGAACAACCUUAUGCGGAACAUAAUGAAGUUGAAACCACAGAGACUAUUGACAGUGGUGUAAGUAAUGGUCUUGUUUGUAUAUCAGGGGACAGGAGCCAUUACAGCGGCUCUCAGCUGUCGCUGCAGGGUGAUCUCUCACCGUGGAAAGAUUGGCAUCACGUUGAACAAGGUGCUGAUUCAGGUUUGGAAGCCUCCACUGAACAGAACAUAAUAUCUGAAAUCAGUAGCCCCUUUGACCCUACAGCUAACCCUGGUUUCCCUGAGAAAAUUACUAAAUGCCUUGAGGUUGAUUUGCAAUUUGAAGGUGAGACCUUUUUGACACUAGAUAGCACUCCUGAGACAGGCCAAGAUCAAGAUAUAGAUAUAGAAACUGAUUUUUUGGAACCUGAGCUUGAGCCAGAACCAGAAUCAGAACCAGAACAAAUGCCACAGCCUGAACCAGAACCUGAACCAGAGCCUGAACCAGAGCAAGAACCAGAACCAGAGCCAGAAGUUGUGAUUGAACCCAUACCAAAACCAGUACCUAAACCUGUGGCUGAACCGCAACUCGAAAAGAAGCCCAAGACCAAAAAGAUCCAAGCUAAGCCUGAAUCAGCUCCACAAACUUUGCAGCGACAGGAUGUGAACCACCUCCAGCAGAACCCGAAAUCGUCCUCCAUGUACCGGAGCCAGAGUGAGAUCAGAAAUGAGAAAGUGGAGGAAGUCCCCAAAUCUUGGAGUAGCAGGCUCAGCAUAGAUCUCAGCGAAAAAACCUUCAGCUUUGGAGGAUUUGGAUCCUCUCUGCAAAGAGCAAAGUCAGCUUUGGAUUUUGUGUGGAAUAAAGGUUCCCAAAGCACUAGCGCCCCAGUUGAAGAACCGAGCAACACCUCAUUCAUGGGCAGGUUCAGAACCAUGUCCCAGUCCACAGCGAACAGCUCCAGCACAACCAUUGACUCUGACGUCUACACAGAACCUUUCUAUUUCAAGGCAGAAGAAGAAGAACAACCUGCUGAGCAACCCGUGGACAAUGAGACACAUUAUGUUGAGGUGAUGGAACAAGUGCUGGCCAAUCUGGAAAACAGAACAAAUGCUAAUGAGGCUGAGGAGCAGUACCAAGAAGAGGUAUACGAUGUUUUGCAAGAGUAUGACAUUUCGCAAGAGGGUAACCUCGUGCUGGAAUAUGACUGCAGCCUUGAUGAGGAAUACAGUGAGGACUAUGACGACAAUCCGAUGACUGAAGACACAGAGGAGUAUGAGGUGAGUUUGGUGGAUUAUUUGGAAGAAACCGAGGAACCAGAAGCAGAGACCGAGGAGCAGGAGGAGAGCAAAGAGGAGGUGCAGGAAGUUCAAGAGGCAUCAGAAAUGAAGGGAGCAGAUGAGAUAAAAGAGACUGUAGAACAAGAGGAUGAGAACAAAAAUGUUAAAGAGGUUCCUGUCCAAGAAGCACCACCCAAAAAAAGGAUGCGUCCCACCUUCAAAGAGGCAGCACUGAGAGCUUACAGGAAGCAGAUGGCUGAGCUGGAACAGCAGAUCCUGGCAGGAGACAGCACUGCUCUGGACACCGAGGGUUGUGCCAACAUCCUGGACCCAGCCAAACUGGGGCUGAGCGGCGGAGGGGUUGGCAGUAUACUUUACGGCAUUGACAGCAUGCCAGAUUUACGUCGCAAGAGGACCAUGCCUAUUGUCCGAGACCUGGCUUUGACAUUGGCUGCUCGAAAGGCAGGCAUUGCGUUUGGGCUCGUGAACAGAUCGACUCUGAACAACGAGGAGCUGAAACUGCAUGUGCUCAGAAAGACCCUGCAAGCGUUGAUCUAUCCCAUCUCCUCCACCACACCCCAUAAUUUCGAGGUGUGGACGGCCACAGCACCCACCUACUGUCACGAGUGUGAGGGUCUGCUGUGGGGCAUCGCCCGGCAGGGCAUGCGCUGCACCGAAUGCGGGGUCAAAUGCCAUGAGAAAUGCCAGGACCUCCUGAACGCAGACUGUCUCCAACGUGCUGUAGAGAAGAGCUCGAAACAUGGAGCUGAAGACAAGACCCAAAACAUCAUCAUGGCCAUGAAGGAACGCAUGAAAAUCAGGGAGAAGAACCGGCCCGAGGUGUUCGAGGUAAUCCAGGAGAUGUUUCAGCUCUCGAAGGAAGAUUUCAACACUCACCUGAAGACGGCCAAACAGGCUGUGCUGGAGGGGACGUCCAAGUGGUCUGCCAAAAUCACCAUCACAGUUGUAUGUGCUCAAGGUUUGCAAGCCAAAGACAAGACGGGCUCCAGUGACCCCUACGUCACAGUACAAGUGGGAAAGACCAAACGCAGGACCAAAACCGUUUUUGGCAAUCUCAACCCGGUCUGGGAUGAGAAGUUCUUAUUUGAGUGUCAUAAUGCUACAGACCGUAUAAAGGUCCGUGUGUGGGAUGAAGAUGACGACAUAAAGUCCAGAGUGAAGCAGCACUUUAAGAAGGAAUCGGAUGAUUUCCUGGGUCAGACCAUCAUCGAGGUGCGGAUGCUGAGCGGGGAGAUGGACGUCUGGUAUAAUCUUGAGAAGCGGACGGAUAAGUCGAUGGUUUCGGGGGCCAUCAGGCUGAAGAUCAGCGUUGAGAUGAAGGGAGAAGAGAAGGUGGCUCCUCCUCAUGGGCAGUACACAUGUUUACACGAGAAUCUCUUCCACUACCUGACGGAGUUGAAGAACAACGGAGUCGUGAAGAUCCCGGGGGUCAAAGGUGACGAUGCCUGGAAGGUUUACUUCGACGACGUGUCGCAGGAGAUCGUGGAUGAGUUUGCCAUGCGCUUCGGUGUGGAGUCCAUCUACCAGGCCAUGACGCAUUUUUCGUGUCUCUCGUCCAAGUACAUGUGUCCCGGUGUUCCCGCGGUGAUGAGUAACCUGCUUGCCAACAUCAAUGCCUACUUCGCUCACACAACAACGGCAAACACUAACAUCUCGGCCUCCGACCGAUUCGCAGCAUCCAACUUUGGGAGAGAGAAGUUCGUCAAACUCUUGGAUCAGCUUCACAACUCUCUGAGGAUCGACCUCUCCAAGUAUCGGGAUAACUUCCCUGCUGGAAAUCCAGAGAGACUCCAAGACUUGAAAUCAACCGUCGACCUGCUGACAAGCAUCACCUUCUUCAGGAUGAAGGUGCAGGAGCUGCAGAAUCCUCCCAGAGCCAGUAUGGUGGUUAAGGACUGUGUGAAGGCCUGUCUGGACUCCACCUACAAAUACAUCUUUGACAACUGCCAUGAGCUCUACAACCAACUGCUGGACCAGGAGUUCCCUCAAGAGUUGAAUAUGGGUAGAAUUAGUGCUGAAAUCAUGUGGAACCUCUUCGCCAUGGAUAUGAAGUACGCAAUGGAGGAACACGACAAGCAUCGUCUAUGCAAGAGCACAGAGUACAUGAACUUGCACUUCAAAGUCAAAUGGUUCCACAACGAGUACGUGCGAGACCUGCCUGCCUUUAAGGGAAUUCCUCCAGAGUAUUCGCUGUGGUUCGAGCCGUUUGUUAUCCAGUGGUUGGAUGAAAAUGAAGACGUAGCGAUGGAUUUCCUCAACGGAGCUCUGGAGAGAGAUAAAAAAGAUGGGUUCCAGCAGACAUCAGAGCAUGCUCUCUUCUCCUGCUCGGUGGUGGAUGUGUUCACGCAGCUCAAUCAAAGCUUUGAGAUCAUCAAGAAGCUGGAGUGUCCGAACCCUCAAGCUCUCGCUCACUUCAUGCGCAGGUUUGCAAAGACCAUAAAUAAAGUUCUUCUCCAGUAUGCUGUGAUCAUCUCUAAAGACUUCAGCAACCAUCUGAACAAGGAGAAAGUGCCCUGUAUCCUCUUGAACAACAUCCAGCAGCUCCGAGUUCAGCUGGAGAAGAUGUUCGAGUCCAUGGGAGGAAAGCAGGAGGAAGGGACUGUGGUCUUCUGCAAGCUGGACGCGGAGGCCAGUGAGCUGCUGAAAGAGCUGCAGAAUAAACUCAAUACGGUGCUGGAUGAGCUCAGCGGCGUCUUCGGCUCCAGUUUCAAGUUGGUCAUUGAGGACUGUGUCAAACAAAUGAACCAGGAGCUGAUGCAGAUGAAAGGAAACGCAGGGAACAAGAGUAACGCAGCCAUGGACGCAGAGACCGUCCUGAGACCCCUCAUGGACCUGCUGGACAAGAACCUAAUUCUGUUUGCCAAGAUCUGUGAGAAGACGGUUCUCAAACGGGUCCUGAAGGAGCUGUGGAAGCUCGUGCUCAACACCAUCGAGCGACAGAUUGUUCUUCCACCGCUCUCAGACCAGACAGAGCAUGUGAUCCGGGAGGAAGCUCGCAGUCUGAGCCCUCGACAAUGUGCCGCUUUGGAUUUAGUGCUUCCCACCAUCAAGUUCCUCUCCAGGCCUCUGGAGGGCGAUGUGAUGCAUGCAGAAACUCGAGCGUUUAUGAUUGUGGGUGUGAACAAUAUCAACUGGCAGACGAACGCCAUGUUUCGACCCUUCGUGGAGAUCAAUGCCAUCGGCCCACACCUGGCUGACAAGAAACGCAAGUUUAGCACCAAAACCAAGAAUAACAACUGGUCUCCAAAAUACAACGAAACAUUCCAGUACGUGCUGAGUAAUGAACACGGCCCAGAGGCCUACGAGCUUCACAUCUCCGUGAAGGACUACUGCUUCGCCCGAGAGGACCGGAUCAUCGGCAUGACGGUCCUGCAGCUCAGAGAACUGGCCGAGAAGGGCAGCUUGAAUGCCUGCUAUCCACUCGCCAAGAGCGUAAACAUGGACGAAACUGGCCUGACCAUCAUGAGAAUACUCACGCAAAGGACCAACGACGAAGUGGCCAAAGAGUUUGUACGUCUCAAAUCAGACACGCGGUCAGCCGAGGAAGUGUCGUAGAGAAGCGCGGUUGUGUUUGUUUUCGUGCAUGUGUGUAAAACAUCUGUUGGAAUGUUCAUUUUAAACUACAAGUACGUACAAAAGUGUUUACCUACCGUAUGCGUUCUAUCAAAUAUUAUAUUCUACGAAGUUAUGUUCAAGAGACAGUUUUGUAUGACGAUUAGUCUUUUUGAACAGAUGUCGUAUUUGUUCAGAUAAAGUGCCAAACCUGAUGAGUUAAAAAAAAAAACACACAAAAAAAAAAACAGACGCAUAUUAAUUAUUGGUGAAGUUGGUAUCUUUCUAAAUUUGCUCGAUUCUUUUUGUCCGGUGUAUAUCAUCCUCUCUUUAAGUGUGUAGCCGUUUUGUUUGUCUUUGUUCUCGCACCGUUUUUGUUUUGUUUUUUUUGCAUUUUUCACACAGCACUGGUGGUGCAUGUCUCGUUUUCUUGGUGAUGUCUCUCUCCCAUGUGUUCGCAGUGACUGGGCAUCAGCUCAGACCCGCUCCCCUCCAACGUUUUGUAUUUGAGUCGACUUUAAAAAGAGACCAUUUUUUUUAAAUGGCGAUGACUGCUACGAAUCUCUUCAUAAGUGUUUGUAAUUUUAUAGUCGUUGACAACAAUGAAACCACCUCGAGUGCUGCCGGGCAGGAGGGGUGGGAUGUUCUUUUCGUUUAUUUUUUGUAGGUUUCGUUACUUUACGUUUCCUUUUUUACCAUAGGCUUUCAGCCUUUCUGAAUUAUCACUGUGAACAUGGGCUCUGAAAGGCAAGCUUACAUCACAUUUGUUGACUGUUUGA